AUGGCGGACAGAAAGAAGGCUGAAAAUUGGACCGAGGAAGCGAUUUGUUCGAUUUGUCUGGAUUUCUUCACCGAUCCGGUCUCACUGGAUUGUGGACACAACUUCUGCCGCUCCUGUAUCACCCAGAGUUGGAAAAUCAAGGAGAUAAACUCCUGCCCGGAAUGUCGACAGGAGUUUCCGGAAAGAAACCUCCGAGCCAGCUGGGCCUUAGCAAGUCUAGCCGAGAAAGCUAGAAAUCUGAAACUGGAGUCGAAGCAGAAGGACAAGAAAUUUCAUUGCGGGAAACACCGGGAAGAACUGAAGCUGUUCUGUGAAACUGACAAGAAAUUGAUCUGCUUCAUUUGUAGAGAUUCGCGGGAACACAAAUCUCAUCAGUUCCUACCGAUAGACGAGGCUGCGGAGAUGUACAAGGACCAACUGAAACCACAUUUAGAAUCGGCGACAAGUAGAAAAAUUGCAGUUCAGGACACCGAACGGCGGCAGAAGCGGCUCUUGUCUGAAUUUAAGAAACAGGCGAGCAGUCUGCAGACCCACAUCACAUCCGAGUUCGCUAAAAUGCACCAGAUUCUCACUGAGAAAGAGCGGCGUUUACUCAGAGAUCUGAGAGAAGAAGAGGAGAGGAUUAUACAAACAAUGGAAAAAAAACUCAGUGGGAUCCAACAGGAGUUAGGUAGCGUUGAACGAGAACUAUCAAAGUUGCAGAGUCAGAUGAAGGAACAUGACCCACUCAAGUUCCUGAAGACGUGUGAUUCUCUCUUAUUUCAAGAGGAGAUUUCAAGGGACAAAGGGAUUAAUGCUCAGGAUGAUGCAAAGUCAGUGAUACCAGCCUCGGUGUCACUGGGAAGAUUCAAAGGCCCGCUACAGUAUACUGUGUGGAAAGAAAUGAUAGGGAGUAUUCACCCAGUUCCAGCAUCUCUGACUCUGGAUCCAAAAACAGCACAUCCCCAACUCAUUCUGUCUGAGGACUGGACCAGUGUGAGGCUCGGAAAUAAACAGCAGCCGCUCUGUAACACCCCACAGAGGUUUGAUUCUUGGGCCUUUGUCCUGGGAUUGGAGGGAUUCACAUCAGGGAAACAUUACUGGGAGGUGCAGGUGGGCAACAAGACUGAAUGGGGUCUGGGAGUGGCUCGAGAGUCUGCUCAGAGGAAAGGGGAAAUCGACCCAAAACCUGAGACUGGAUACUGGACAAUGGGGCUAGGAAAUGAAAAUGACUAUUUUGCAGGUACCUCUCCCACAUGGACCACCCUUAUGCCUAAUGGGAAACCCCAGAAGAUUGGGGUUUACCUGGACUAUGAGGGUGGACAGGUGUCAUUUUACAAUGCAGACAAUAUGUCCCAUCUCCACACAUUCACCCAUACUUUCACCGAGAGAAUCUUUCCUAUUUUUGAUCCAGGAUGGAAUUUUAGCAAAAAAAAUUCAGGAGCUUUAAAAAUUAUCCGGAUUGCAGAUCACUGCUAGUUAGUUUCUAUUAUUUUGCCUCUGGUGACAGAAGGGAAUUAUAGCUGUUUUGCUAAACCAUUGCACUCUCUGUGGUUAGGUACACCCACAAUGCUGCUUGUGAGGGUGUUCCAGGAUUUUGACCCAGUGCAGAGUCUUCAAGGUGUGACCUCACCAGUGGCCUGCAUAGUUAUCAUAAGAGAUUGGUAUACUAAUAUUCUAAUCCCUUUGUAACAAAAGCUAAUGCCAGAUUAGGGAGUAAGUACCGAGGAGAACAUAAAGAGGUUGGACGAAUGAGUAAUAUGGCAAUGGCAUACAAGGUAACAAAGCAUAUAGCUCAUCAUUGCCACACAAAAUGGAUACCUAUGAAAUGAUUGCAUUUAGAGGAACUUGAGUGCCUGUAUGAAUCACAGAAAGUUAACCAAAAAUUAGGAAAACAAAUAUGUUUUUUUUUAUACAUUCUGCAGCUCACCACCUUCUUCAAGCCGGAUUAGGGAUGGGCAAUAAAAUGCUGACUAGCAGCAAUGCACAUGAAUGAAUGCCUAAGUUACAUAGAUGGGAAAUCUCACACCAAGGGGCCUUUAUGUCAAAACAUUAACAUUUUUAAUGCAUUUUGAUAAUAAAUAUAAAUUUUAAAACUAAUACAGAUAAAAAUUUGUCUAGCACAUUUGCCAGUUCUAGGAGAGUCCCAAAUUUCCAUUACACUAUCCUUUUUAAACACUUUCAACAAUAUGGUGUAAAAUUAGACCCCAUAUUCAACAGAUAUGGUUUCUAUCUAUCCUUUUUGUAGUCCUUCUUAUUUUGUAGGUGGUCUUCUGGUGGACCUCUGACCAGAAGUUUCAGGUUCAAUUGCAAUUAUUAAAAACCAUGGACACUCUCCUCAAGAUGUAGCAGUUUCCAGGGUGGGGUCUAACCAUGCUUUUGUAUAAUAGCUGUAUCAAGACUUGCCUCUUACAUUCCCUCAAAAUCCAAAAAUAAAAACCAAUAACCUAUUAGCCUUUCUGGCUAUUUUCCAGAUGGCCUCAUGGCAUUUAAAUGAUCUGUGCAUCUUGACCUCUAAUCGUCUUUGAACCUCCACUGUUUCUAGCUGCUCCCCAUUUACCAAGUACCCUGUUCUACCCCUUUCAGUUUCAAAAUAGAUGACCUCACAUUUAUGCACACUGAAAUCUACUUGUCAGCUUUGCCAUUCACUUGAUCUAUCAAAAUUUCUUUGUAAUUUGAUAUUUCUGUCGAAACUGUUUACAAUGCCAGCUAUCUUAGAUUUGCAACCACCAAAUUUGGAAAUAUGGCUUUCCAUUGCAACUAUGUCAUUAAUAAACUGGGCUAUUAAUUGAGGCCUCAACUCAUAACCUAGGACAGUACUAGUUACAUUCUGCCAAUUAGAAACACCAGAUCAUUGUCCUUAAUCUCAGUCCCCUGCUGUUAAACCAGUUUCCUAACCAGGUCAGUAAUUGGCAUGCUUUAACUUUUGCUAAUUAUCUAUCUUUGACUUUAUCAAAUAACUCAUCUUCUGGAAGCCCAUAAAACGUUCAGAAACAUUCUCUUGCCCUUCAGUUUACUCACCUCUUCAAAUACCGGAAUGCAAAAUGACCUACCACAUCAAAUCCAUGCUCAACCUCGGUGUGCAGCUGAAAUCUUUUGAGGUGUUCAGUUUCCAUACCCCUAACUCUAGUAGAGAAUAUAUCCAGUUACUGCCAUCAAUCAGCUCAUUGAAAGGGACUAUAUAAUGAAGGGCUGAUAAGCAUCUUUCUUAUUCAUUAAUGUCAGGGUCAACACAAACAAUUAGUGAGUUGAAGUUACCUUGUUAAUUGGACAUUUAUCUUGAAGACGUUAAAUUUUGUCCACAUUUUGUAAAGAUUGAAAUAUGUACAUCAGAGUAAAGUGCUCUGUGAUUCAGGGAUUGUGAUGUUUAAUCAGCUUUAAUAAUAUUGGGUAAUGCUAGUUUACAUUUACUGCACUAUUUUCUGUAUGAAUUGAUGUUUAAACUUAUGAUGGUGUUAGAUAAAGCAUCUGUAAUAUAUCAAUAAAUGAAUCAUCUUGGA
This is a messenger RNA of Rhincodon typus (whale shark), 3479 nucleotides long. RefSeq names its product zinc-binding protein A33-like. The transcript has 6 exons. The record is from RefSeq and is a predicted model, not a curated record. NCBI's taxonomy places the organism in Eukaryota, Metazoa, Chordata, Chondrichthyes, Orectolobiformes, Rhincodontidae. Gene Ontology annotation, molecular function: zinc ion binding; protein binding. Bases 1 to 1458 code for a protein of 485 amino acids.